This is a messenger RNA of Raphanus sativus (radish), 408 nucleotides long. RefSeq lists its product as uncharacterized. The record is from RefSeq and is a predicted model, not a curated record. NCBI's taxonomy places the organism in Eukaryota, Viridiplantae, Streptophyta, Magnoliopsida, Brassicales, Brassicaceae. Bases 1 to 408 code for a protein of 135 amino acids. The transcript has a single exon.
AUGGCCACCAAACGCAUAGACAAUUGUGUAAGCAUCGAAAGCGACGUCCUCUCCGUCCAGAAGAUGACGAGUUACACCAACCUCCACAAGUGGCCGAUGGCAGAGGUGGAGUUUGUCAAGUCAAUCAGCCACGGCAAUAGCCAGCAUCGUACCAUGGUGAUGAACAACAUAUCUUGCAGGCAAAUGUACCUCAGAAGCUACACUUUCACUAGAAAUGAAAAUGAGGACGAAGGUGGCUGUAAGACCGGUGACCAGUGGAACAGAGGAGAGAAAAAGAGGUCUGCAGAGGCAACUAAGAAAGGUAUGAGGAAAAAUAGCAAAGCAACGCCGUGUACGCCAUUUGUUUUGAGGCUCUUAUGGAAGUGUUUUUCUUGUACUUCCUCUACUAAAGUCAAUAUUGAUCCGUGA